AUGGCCGCCAACGACUACUACCACCAGAACAUUCCAGAACCUCCAACAUACGACCAAGCUGUCCCUGGUUCAGCACAUCAAACCUCGACUACAGCUCCUGGAAUCGGCUACGCUAGCCACCCCGCAAACCAUGAUGACCCAUCCGCCCCUUAUCACAACAGAGAAAGUCAACAAUCGUUUGCCUCGGACAAUGGACAGUACCAGACUGCAGGACGUGUCACAGAAGGUGAUCAUUACUCAGAAAACAUCCCUUUGAAGGCUCAGACAAACUAUGGCAACAAUCAGGAGUGGAUGCGCCAACCAACACAAUACCCCCCUUCGCCAGGGGCACUAGAAGAUAGUCGACAACGUGAUGACCGCAGGAAGAAGAAGAAGGGUUUCUUCCAAAAAAAGAUCGCCUGGGUGACAUACCUCUUGACUUUAGCACAAAUUAUUGUGUUCAUAGUCGAAUUGGUCAAGAAUGCCCAGUUGACAGGAUCGGUUAUUGAAACGAAACCCACCUUCAAUCCGAUGAUUGGCCCUUCGCCAUAUGUCCAAAUUUAUAUGGGAGCACGCUACGACCCGUGCAUGAAGAACGUGGAGGGAAUUCAGAAUGCCAACACAACGAUCCUCUGGCCCUGCCCGAAUACUACUUCCAGCACUGAUCAGUCUUGCUCAUUGUCUGAGUCGUGCGGCUUUGGUGGUAAUGUUCCUAACCCCCGUGUCGGAGGAUCAACAGACGACAAUCCCGCUCCCAACCAGUGGUACCGCUUCAUCAUUCCCAUUUUCUUGCACGGAGGUUUCGUCCACAUUGGCUUCAAUUUGCUGGUUCAAAUGACUAUGGGUGCGGACAUGGAGCGCAUGAUUGGGAUUUGGCGGUAUACCUUGACCUACUUUGCCAGUGGUAUCUUCGGCUUUGUUCUGGGUGGAAACUAUGCCUCCCAGCUGGAUCCGAGUGACGGCUGCUCGGGUGCCCUCUUCGGCAUCCUUGCACUAUACUUGCUCGACCUUCUUUACGACUGGCCCCAGCGUGAGUCCCCAUGGGUCGAGCUUAUUAUCAUGAUCCUAGGUGUGGGCGUUUCCUUUGUUUUAGGCCUUCUUCCCGGACUAGACAAUUUCUCUCAUAUCGGUGGCUUCAUCAUGGGCCUUGCUAUCGGAUUGACCAUCAUGCGGUCCCCCAACGCUCUUCGCGAGCGCAUCGGUCUGGCCCGCCAGCCAUACGUCGCCAUGAGCGGUGGCGCCGGUCAGGCUACUGCGGACAAGAGAAAGACAAGCGCUUUCAUGGAUAUGUUUAGGAGCAAGGGCGGCAUGACCAACUCAAAUCAGGAUACCGAGAACUCCAAGAACCCCAUCAACUUCUUCAAGGGCCGCAAGCCUCUUUGGUGGCUCUGGUGGGUUGUCCGUGCUGGUGCUCUGGUUGGCGUCCUCGUUGGUUUCAUUCUGUUGCUUGUCGACUUUUACAAAUACCCUACCUCGAAUUGCUCGUGGUGCUACCGCUUGAGCUGUCUGCCUGUCAAUGGCUGGUGCAAGCAGAAUACUCUGACUUUCACUGACACCAACAGCACUUGA
Penicillium nucicola is the source of this 1548-nucleotide messenger RNA. RefSeq names its product rhomboid family membrane protein. The record is from RefSeq and is a predicted model, not a curated record. The transcript is spliced from 2 exons. Gene Ontology annotation, biological process: proteolysis. NCBI's taxonomy places the organism in Eukaryota, Fungi, Ascomycota, Eurotiomycetes, Eurotiales, Aspergillaceae. Gene Ontology annotation, molecular function: serine-type endopeptidase activity. The coding region runs from base 1 to 1548 and encodes 515 amino acids. Gene Ontology annotation, cellular component: membrane.